Molecule: messenger RNA, 698 nt
Organism: Juglans microcarpa x Juglans regia
Lineage: Eukaryota; Viridiplantae; Streptophyta; Magnoliopsida; Fagales; Juglandaceae
Product: 40S ribosomal protein S30-like
Exons: 1
Coding region: 113-469 (118 amino acids)
Biological process (GO): translation
Cellular component (GO): ribosome; cytosolic small ribosomal subunit
Molecular function (GO): structural constituent of ribosome
Source: RefSeq, a predicted model, not a curated record
GAAGGAAAACACGAGAACAAAGCUACAACUUAUUUAGCCUUUCAGGGUCUGAUCCCUCUCGCUUGUCAAGUGGUUGUCGACGGUUCCAUCACAGCAAGAAGCAAACUAAUUCAUGGAUAAGGUUCACAGAUCGCUGGCAUGUGCCGGAAAGGUGAGGGGUCAAACUCCAAAGGUGGCCAAGCAGGACAAGAAGAAGAAGCUGCGAGUCCGCGCCCACAAGCGUAUGCAGUACAAUCGCCACUUCGUCACCGCUGUAGUUGGAUUUGGUAAGAAGCGUGGACCCAAUUCUUCAGAGAAGUAUGCAACUUGUUGUAUGAGGAGUUUGGUUAUGGAGGCAAUGCUUGAUCAUGAAGCACCAGUUUCGCACUCUUAUAUUUUGUUUGUAGCUAAACUACAUUUCAGUUUAUUAGUUUAUACUGAAAAUCUGACUUUAUUUUGUUCAAGACUUCUCUUGAGGUUUAAAACUUGAAAAUGCAUGGGAUGUGCCGAUUUUGAGAUUUCAAAAAAAUAAAAAAAAACACGAAAACAAAAGCAGACGAAAGGUAGCUUAGCGUCCGAGAGAGAGUGUGUCGUCGUCGUUGUUUGGCAGCGACCUUCUAAGCCCAAUGCUCCACACUCCUUCCGCAAUCUUGGGUUUGGCUUCUCUCUCUCCCUCUCUCACUCUCAAAUCCCAUCUCGCAUUGAUUCUAAAACCACAG